CUACAUAUUAAGAACAACAACUACCAAAUAAACACUUGCUGUUCCUUCCAUAAUUAAAUAUUUAUCCUAUUUUUCGAAAGAUGUGGUUUCAUCUCGAACAAUUUUGAAAUGUUUUCACAACGGGUAUUUUUCUUAUUUAUUCUUAUAGGUUCUUCAUUAUGUCAAAAAUUUUGGCAUUCUUAUUUCACAGGAAUUUCUAUGAAGCCCAGAUAUGAGUUCGUUUUGAAAAACGUGUCUUUAGAUGAAAAAUUCCACCUGAAUUCAACGAUUGAAUAUUGGAGAUCAUUGAAUUUGAGAACUUCGUCGUUUGCUCUUGGAGUCUCGAAUGAAAAUAUUUUCAUUUUGAAUGUUACUAAAUUCAAUAAUACGAAUGAUUUCAAUAUAUCCAUAAAAUCGAAAGAAGUCAAUGAGAGAUUUCAAGAUGCAACUUUUGUAAAUGUACAAUACAAAAAUAGAAAACAUAGUGAAAUUUUUGUAGUUGGUGCUUCUAAUGAUCAGAAAUUAUAUUGGUUGGAUGCUAAAACUUUAGAAUUUGUUUGGGUUUACAACCUAGGUUACAAAGCUGAGAGUAUUAAAUUCAAAUUCAACAACGUACGUAAUAGAAACCAACUCUUUUUGACUUCGCUGAACACUUUGUACAUUUACGAUUUCGAUGUGGAGAAAAAACAGCUAUGGUUGACGGAAACAUUAGAAGUAUCAGAUCACAUUGGAUCAUACGAUGUACUGCCCUUUCAAAAUCGUUUUUAUCUCCUUGUACCACAGAAAUCUCUUGGUUUACUUCGCGUAUUCAGAUAUGUUGAUGACCAUUUCAGAACUUUCAAGAAUAUAAGUGCUGAAGGAAUUGAGCAAGUUGCAGCCUUUCAAAUCAAUUACAAAUCAUUCUUUGCUGUUGAUGGAUUAGAGGCAGGAAUCUAUCAGUUCGAUGGAAGGAAUAGAAUACGAUUAGAACGAAUAGUUAAUUCUCAUCUAGAGGGUAUAAAAUAUUGGCUCCCUAUCAAAGUGAAUAAUUUGAGAAAGAACUUCGUACUCCUCGGUCAACGUGUUUUACAUCAUGGUUCCCUGAAGUCCAUAGUGUUGGAAACCUUCAUAUACAAUGGAAAAAAUUUCGAAGAACACGACGAUAUACCUUGUCGAAUUUUUGGAGAAGAUUUCAAUACUUUAAACUGUCUAUCCAGUACACAUGAAUCUGUUGGUAUAGAUGGCGCUGCUGCUAUUUCAAUCGGAGAUAACUUGGGAUUGUUGAUGGCAAAAAAAAGUCCUAAUAGUCUUUUUAAGGUGAAUUUCGAGGUCAGGUAUAUAGAAAAUCCGAUUAAAGAACAGAUGAGGGAGAUGAAAGAUAUAAGGAACUACCUCCAGAAUCGUCUAGAUGAAAAACUGAAAAAUUCAACUGUGAAUCAGAUUGUCGGCAAAGCAUCUUCGAAGAGCCCCAGUCAGGGAGAUUCUGUCAAAACUAGAGCAUCAUUUAGAGAGGAAAAACGUCCAUCUGCUGAAGAUCAAAGGAAAGAUUCAACUUUCGAACCAAAAAUCAAUUCAAAUCGUACCCAAAAAAUUGAUGAGCUUCUAGAUGGUUUAUUUCGAUUGAAGGAAAAGCUUGACAAGAUUGAAAAUAUAGAAAAAAGAGGAAAUUUCAAAACCCUUAUUUUCAGUGGAAAAACUAGGAUUGCAAACGCUAGAGUAAAGAAAGUGAACAAUAAAUUUCUAAACGAACAGCUAGUGGAUGAAAUUUUGGUAGAUAUCGUUAGGAAAGAUAACAAUAUAACAGUAAGAGGAACAAAAACUUUCUCGGAUAUAGAUUUGAAAAAUAUUUAUUUUGAUUCUAUCAACGGCAUUAAGGGUGACGAUAUAGUUUUUCAUGAUUCUAAUGAUGUUACCAUAAAUGGCAAUAUUCUUUUCGUAAAACCUGUAGCUAUCAUGAAGAAUAUUCAAGCAAAUAUGAUUAAUGGAAUGCCGGCUUCUUCUCUCAGCAAUUUGAAAGGAUACAGUUAUGGUACACUUCCUCCAGGUUCAAUGAAAGUUAGGAAUGUGGAAAGAAAUAAUGAAAAUAAUUUACUGGAAUUUGAAACCGUUGAACACAUUACUGGAGAAAGUUCUCUCAUUCAAUUCCCACACAAUGUCACAGUGAGAAGAGUAAACGGUGUAGAUUUUGAGGAGUUUUUGAGUAAACUGUGCUUGGUUAAUAUUCCAAACCACAUACCAGGCUCUGUAAACAUCAAAGGGGAUGUAGCAUUCGAUCUGCCUUCUAAAGCUGGUUAUCUCAAUGAUCUUCAAUUUCCAAAAGAAUACGUUUCAAUUAACGAUGAGGAAACAGUUACUAUAUCAGGUAAAAAAGUAUUUAGAAACAACAUAACCACCGAUAAAUUAAAAACAAAUGAUUAUUACAUCAACGAAUUGAAAUCUGAGGACUAUUUCACUCUUUCAACGUCACAGGAGAUCAAAGGAAAAGCUACUUUCCCAGAUGUGGAGAUAACAAAAAAAUUUCUGCAUGACGGAAAGACUGUCGGAGACAAUUUUCUACCUAAUCCUACACUAGCCACCACUUUAAAUGUUACAUCUAACGUUAAUUUUGAUAAUCUUGAGAUAACUGGAGCUCUCAUUGUUGAGAAUGUUGAUGGCUUCAAUUAUGGUAGAAUUUUAGAAGAUAUUGUAUACAAGGACGAAGAGAGGACAAUAAUAAAUUCAAUUAAAGAAUUUUCCCAAGGACUCACCAUCAAGAAAAACUUAGGAAUAACAUCGAAUUCCAUCAACAAAGUAACGUUGGAUCAAAUAGUAACCAAAGAUGGAGCACAGCUCCUAAAUAUACAGCAACUUGAUGGCAAUGUCAGUAUCAUAAGUACAGAGAUCCAACAACUAAUAGAUGGCGUAAAUGUUACUAAGCUGGACCAAGACUCCGUGAAAACUGUUGGGGAGCAGUUCAUCUCCUCCUUUCUCAUUUUCGAAAAGGAUUUAGAAGCUGCAAGCCUCGAAGUGAAGGAAAAGCUCAACGAGGUAUCGGUGGAAAAUUUCUAUACCACAACAGGUGACAGAAUUAUAAAUCAAAAAACGAAAUUCGAAAAGGUUCAUGUGGAAAAUUUGAGUAUCCACAAGAACGUUGAGGGGGUUUUUUCAAAACUUAACCUGAAAAACUUCACCGAAAAUCGGCUUUCUUACAGCACACCACAAAGUAUCACAGAAGAUAUCGUUUUGCUGAAUUCCAGAACUAAUGCUUUAGAUUGUAAGGAAAAUAAAACAUUGUGUCAGGUGAUACUGAACAGGAAGGAAGUGAAAGAUGAAAUGAUGGCUAAAAUCUCUUCUGGGAACACCCUUGUUAAAGAGCUUGUAGUGGAAGACAACAUCAACAUAGACCAUUUGAAUGGAAUGCCGUUGAACAAAGUACAAGAAACAAGGAUCAAUUCUUCAAUGAUAGAUGGAAAUGUUUACUUCACGAAUCUGCAAGUCUCCAGCAUUAGUGAAGUGCCUAUACAAGAUGUUUUAAAAGGGGUUGUGUACAAAAGUGAUGCCGAUGUAGAAAUCAAAGGUUUAAAAACAUUCAAUAAUGGUUUUAUCGUCAAAAAAAUCAUUGAAACCGAGAAAUUGAAUAACGUGCCUGUUGAGAAUCUUAUGACCAAACAGGGAGAACAGAUAAUUGAAGCUCCACUGCAAAUUUUUGGGAAUGUUACCUUCAAGAAUAAUAUCACUGUAGAGGAAACAAUAAACGAUGUGUCAGUUCAAGAAGUUAGGGAUUAUUUUGAGUAUAAGGAUGAUAUAUUUGUCGUUAAAGGAGAUGUAACAUUUGAUAGUCUAAUGUACAUAGACGAUUUGGACAUUUUUGGUAAUAUAAAUAACAGAAGUUAUGAGAAUGCCGUGGGCAAUAUUGCCUAUUUGGAUGCUGAUCUUAUAUUAACAGAUGCCAUCGAAUUCAGGGGACCGGUCGAAAUUGAUGGUGACUUUGAAAUUGAAAACCACCUCAAUGGAAUAAGCUUGUCCAAAAACUGUGAUAACAUCGUGUUUCGCAAUAAAAUCAAGGAGAACACCAUCGAAAGUCCAGUUGUAUUUACCGAAAAUAAUCUUUUUGCUCACAAUCUUGUUAUAGAGACCAAUUUGAUAACUAAGUGGAUGAGAGGUUUGGAUCUUGAGGUUUUCAAAAAAAACGCAAUUUUUUUGGAUAAAGGAUUCCUCGAAGGUACCUAUCACUUCCAAAACAUAACACUCAAUGAAAAGCUUAUUACAAAAUUCAUAAACAAAGUGAACAUGUCCAGGAUAAUUCCUCUUGGAUCUGAUCAAGAUAUCGAUCGUUUGAUCAUCGAUAAUGUGAAAUUUCUCAACAAUGUAACAGUGCAUGAUUCCAUCAAUGGUUUCAACUUGAAAGAGGAAUACGCGAACAGUGUUUUGAGUGACGAAGAUCAAGUGAUCCAGUCGGAAAUAUACUUCAAAAAUACAACUCUCAUAAGACAUAACCUAGAAGUUGCAGGUUUACUAAACGGAAAUCCAAUAGAUAAAAUAGUGACGACCGACACAAACCAAACUUUAACAGCCACAUACCAUUUUACUCAGAAAACUGUCCUGGAAUCGAACAUGUACGUCACUGGUUUGGUUAACUCGAUCAACAUGUCUACUUGGGAAAAAGGAGUAAUAAAAGUUUUAUACGAUAAACCUCAAGUUAUAACAGCUCCUUGGUAUUUUGGCAAAAACUUAACAUUCGAAGAUUCUCUUGACUGCUUGUAUGGGAUAUAUGAUUUCGAUGUCCAAAGAAAAAUAGAACAAAUGAAUGAGCAGAAGGAGCAUUCUCAAAGAAUGGAUUCACAGUACGAGGAGGAUCACAAAAGCAUCUGCAAGGAUAUACGCACGUUAAAUAAGGAAUCGAAGAAGCAAACUUAUAAAUUCGAAAGUUUGGAAGAAAUGCAACAAUUAGAGUACAAUCACGUGAUAGGAAAAACUCACUUUUUCAAUUUCGAGAAACCACGUUUGAUUAUAAGUGGAUCUGGAAAAUGUACAGUCGAUAUAUUCCACUUAGAAAAUGAUCUGUUUGUUCCAAUUUCGAAAUUCGAAAUGGGGGAAAUAGAUCAAAUAAUAUCUGUUACCGGAGACAGUAGCAUUUUCUUUGUCGUAAAAACCAAAUCUCAAACAGAAUGCGACAAUGAUGGUACCUUCGUUUGGGAGUACAAAAAUGAUACUAUGACGAAACUCCAAAACAUCGAAAACCAACAACUCCUUCAAGAAUCUAGGAUACCUCUCACAUUUUAUGGUCUCAACAAGCAUGGGGUUACUGAGUUCAGAAUUGAUAUGACCAAAGCUAUACCUGUAGGAACUUAUAGAAAAUGGAAGAUUCAUGAAGAAAAUGCUGCAUUCAUGCCACGAGGUGUAGGAACUGGACUGGCUGUCAGAACAGGAAGAAAAAUAAUCAAACUACUUCGAGAUGAACCACCAAUUGAUAAUGAAAUAGGAUGGAGUACAACAAUGAAGGGUGAGAUGAAAGUUUCCGACAACUUUUUGAUACCUGGAAGAAAUAAUAGUAAGAUGGCUGUGAUUAAGGUGGGUCCAAAGAGGUUGCGGAAAACGUUCUUGGCAAUUGUUUUCCAUGAGGAUACAGUUGUCGGGAUGAACUUAGAUGUUAUGAAGAUAUACGAAGAUUACUCGGAAAAUAGAGUUUUUCAGGAGAUUUUCACCUACAAUCCAACAUCUUUUGUAUCUUUAGAAAUGGAAAAUGGGGAAACUUUAUUACUGAUUCUAGAGAACGAAGAAAAACUACAAAUAUAUCGCUAUAGAGGUGUUGAAGGAUUUAGACGUCAUCUAUCUGCAGAGCUACCUGGAACUCACUUAUUCAAAAUGUCACUUCCUUUGAGCCAUAGUGGAGGCCAGACAGAAACUGUUGGCAUAGUGAGAAAGAACAAAAUCUCAAUCCUGAAACCAAUUAUGAUUGGAAACCCAACCAUUGAAAACAUUGAAUGUCCCUAAAUAUUUUAGUUUAUAUGUUUUGUUUUUGUAACGUUUACAAUCUUUUUCAAUAAAAUGUUAUCCAUUGGAGUUGGUGAUGAACCAUCAAUUCUUGAAUUUA
Messenger RNA from Harmonia axyridis, 6031 nucleotides. RefSeq lists its product as uncharacterized. Gene Ontology annotation, cellular component: cell surface. The transcript has 25 exons. Gene Ontology annotation, molecular function: heparin binding. The coding region runs from base 109 to 5931 and encodes 1940 amino acids. The record is from RefSeq and is a predicted model, not a curated record. Lineage: Eukaryota; Metazoa; Arthropoda; Insecta; Coleoptera; Coccinellidae.